GCAGAGGGAAGACAACAACACAGCCCUGUCCCUUUUCGCGUCUUCAAAUAUGCAGCACGUUCUGUUCUUGUCGCUAUAAAAUCAUUUCGCUCGGCAGGCGCGCGAAAGAACACCCGUGCGCGUGCUGCUGUCUGCCCUUUUACUAUUGAAAUAUUCGCCAUUCCUGACAGUUCCACAACAGCGCCUGUUCAGAAGUUGCUUCGCUAUUAUCUUUAGUUUGACUUGUUGACUGUGACGAGCGUUUCCUCAGGAAGGUGUCUCUUCAUAGGCGUGUGAUGGAUGGCGAGAGUUCGAAGUACGAUGGCAAGGUUCAUCAAUUCGUUACCUUCGCGGUCUUGCUAAUAGGCAAGAACACAAUCUUCAAACUUCCCCGGUUGAUUUUUAUACACGGUGGUGUUCCAUUCUUGCUCGCGUACACGACGUUCACGGUAAGCGUUGUAAUGCCCAUAAUGCAAUUGGAAAGUACCCUCAGUCAGUUUUCGGGACUUGGACACCUCGGCAUCUUCGACACUACGCCUGUUUUCAGAGGUCUAGGCUACACACUGACGUACUAUUUCACCCUGGGCAUGAUAACGUUCGGGACGGAGUCAUCCUACGGAGCUGUCUUCCUCCUGAACGUCUUCCACAGCCCACUACCUUGGGCCAGCUGCUCGCAGCCGUGGGUGCAUGAGGACAACGAAUGUUACGUCCAGCAAAAACACAUGAUGCUGUGUAGUUCACUACUCGAAGGUCUCGUGAAGCAGUUCUCGGACUACGGAGAGAAGGAAGGAGUACCCGUGACCACCGGCGAGAAGACAUCCUUUAUUCCGCGCGAUGUCUACGCCAAUGUCAGUGCAGAACCAUGUAUCAACGGAACUCUCCCUUCCAUCUGGUUUUUCGUCAAGCACAAGGUAUACCGCCUGAGAUCUAAUCCGUGGGAGGUAGGAAGCGUGCACCCACAGCUUGCCUUGAGCGCAGCUAUCCUAUGGUUGAUUGCCUUCUGCGUAGCCAGGAAGGGAAUACAAAGGGCCAAAUACGCGCUCUACAUCCUAGCUGGCAUCUACUUGGUGACAAUGGCGUUUACCAUAGGCCACGCCUUAGUCCUCAAGGGUGCAGGUGUGGGAAUGAGCUUCUUGUUCGGAAGGACGUUGCAGGGAUUGUCAAGACCAACAAUGUGGCGAGAUGCUCUACGGAUAUCUGUCAGCAACUUCAGUCUCUUCGGCAGCCCCUUUGUCAAUGUUACCCGCUUCAAUCCGUUCAAGAAUGACUUCCGUUAUGUCACCGCUACAGUGAUAGCGAUGGAGCUGACCACUAACAUCGUGUGCGGAGUCCUGCUGUCGGUCUUCGUCAGUUACUUGGCUGAGACACGUGGCGUCGACAUCGAUCACGUCCUCGGUCGAGACCCGAAUAUUCAGCAUGAAAUCGUCCCAGAGGCAUUGACAGUCAUUGAUCCCUCCGGAACAUCGUGCGCUAUCUAUUUCCUAUGGAUAUUAACCAAUGCGCUGGGAUGUAUGAUAAUGGGUCCCGAAGUGAUGUUCGAAACCUUCUCGUAUGAUGUCCCUGAGAUUGCUUCUGUUCGUGAUGAGUUCACGUUUUUCUUUUGUGCCGUGUUCUACCUACUUGGCCUGCUACUAAGCACACAGGCGGGAUUCACUCUCACACGGCUCAUAUCGAGGAACCUUGAGUUGCUUGCGGCCAUAAUUAUGCUAACGGAGGUUGCCGUGUUUCUGUGCGUCUAUGGAACGCAAAGAAUUAUGGUCGACUUCUACACGAUGAUAGGGGAAUACCCCAGCGUUUUUGUUCGAAUAUCAUGGGUUGCCAUCAUACCUUCCUUGCUUGUUGUUCUAAUCGUGACAGAGCUGGUACUCGACCUGGUUGUGCAGUAUAGUGGAGCGCAGGCUUCAACCUUCAACCGAUUUCUAUGUGCAUGGAUAUUUAUUCUUGGGACCAGCUUUACCAUUACUUACGCGUGCGCCUGUCUCAGCAGGUUUUAUUUUGUAUGGAGCGAAGUAGCAAGUCCGCUGGGUCGUUGGAGACCAGAAAGUAGCAUGGACAUCAGACGCUAUCAAAGGCUGUUGACGCAGUUCAAUCUGUGGUCAACGAAAACACCGACAAAGUCAUCGUUGAAAACAACACAGACUCGUCACGGGGAAGUUACCUCCGACACCUCCGCGGUGCGAGAAAGUGUGACCACUGAGCGGUCCGUGUCCUUCGCUCCCGACGUACCCGCAUCCCCUCUCCCAGGGGCAUUCAAUGAGGCACUCGCAAGGCGAUGCGGAUUGCCGAAACCGCCGGAACGGUUGGGCAACAAACCAAGGUACUACCGCCCGGAAGAUAUUCUUCAAGAACUCGUAGCCCCGACUGCCAAUGAAGAGGACGAAGAGCUCUCCUGCAAAAAGGAACUGUCUCCAGAGGAAGAACCUUCUCCGGUACUGAGCGCACCCAUCCAGGGUACGAGCAAAUGCGGUGUACCUACGCUAGAGCCCAAGAAACCAAAAAAAGAAACAAAGAAGAAAAGGAGGAAAACGAAAUCUACCGCCUCUCCCGAAGCGCAGCACGAGACCGAAAGAAAAGGCGAAACCAUCACGUCGAGAAAUAGGUCCGCAAUCGGCAGCUUGGGCAGCACUGAAAAGUUCGCCGUCAAAGCCAGUUCACCGCAAAGCGACAGAGAUGUCGCUGCCGACCCGAAGGUACUAGCUGGCAGCCUGGCACCGAGUGCGAACAGUGGGAAUGAGCGGGCACAUUUGCAUUAAAACAAUCGGAUGCUGUUCAAGACUA
Messenger RNA from Ornithodoros turicata, 2757 nucleotides. RefSeq names its product sodium- and chloride-dependent glycine transporter 2-like. Gene Ontology annotation, cellular component: plasma membrane. Lineage: Eukaryota; Metazoa; Arthropoda; Arachnida; Ixodida; Argasidae. The record is from RefSeq and is a predicted model, not a curated record. The coding region runs from base 276 to 2732 and encodes 818 amino acids. The transcript is spliced from 16 exons. Gene Ontology annotation, biological process: sodium ion transmembrane transport. Gene Ontology annotation, molecular function: L-amino acid transmembrane transporter activity.